Molecule: messenger RNA, 1047 nt
Organism: Chrysoperla carnea
Lineage: Eukaryota; Metazoa; Arthropoda; Insecta; Neuroptera; Chrysopidae
Product: reticulocyte-binding protein PFD0110w-like
Exons: 4
Coding region: 28-1023 (331 amino acids)
Source: RefSeq, a predicted model, not a curated record
GAAAAAUUAAUAAACGAAAAUAUUUAUAUGGUAAAUAGUACAAAAAAAGAAUGCCAAGAUAAUGCACGGACAAUAAAUACACUGAAUCGUAAAACAACAAAUUUAAAUCAAAAUUUAUCAAAUGACAUAAAUAAAUUGUUAAAUGGAAUUGGUGGAAUGAUACAAAAGAAAUUCUUGCAUGUUAAUCAAAAGAUUGAUAGUAAUUUUAAUAAUACAAUGUUGGCACAUAACUAUUUUUUGGAGAGUUGUCAUCGUAUACAAUUAGAAGAACCGCAAAUGGAAGCAAAAAUUGUAAAUGUUGUCGAAACAUUACUAAGUUUAAUUACGAAUAAAACUAUGAUCAUGGGUGGUGAAAUAUACUAUUUACAAGAUUUACUACGUACACAUGAUACAGAAAUACAGAACAAAGUUGGCUUGGCAAAGAAUACAUUACUAGAGAUGGCACAAAAAUCAUUUACGUACAAACAAGAAACUGUUCAAACACUUCUGGAGAUGAAGAACAAUUUAAAUCAAUGGUUAAAUUACACUGCAGAUAUAUUAAAUAAUAACAAAACAGAUCACUACGAGAAAUUAAACGCUAUUGAGCAAACAUUACAGAAUGUACACAAUUAUAUAAUCAAUUUAAAUGUAUCCAAAAAUCGAGAAAUAGAAUUGAAUGCAAACAAAUUAAUUGAAUAUAUUGAAAAGAAUAUCAACACAACAAAUUUUAACACAUCAAAUAAAAUGGAACAACAUUUUGAAAAUAUCAAUAGUUUCCUAAAUAAAAUUCACGAUAAAAUUGUGGAAAAACAAUCACCUAUAAAUUUACGACAUAAUCGAUCGAAAAAUACAACACAAUUAAUAAAAAAUGGUACUCAUGAUACGACAUUGGAACCGCAACAGCAUACAAAAAAAUUCAAUGAAAGUGAAUUAAUUAUUGGGAAUUUAAAUGAUGCUACAAGUAUUGUUGAUUUAGAUGUUGACUUUAAUUACUCCACCGAUCUGAUCGAAGAUGACACUGAAGACAUUGAUUUUACUUAUUAAUAAUUUUUUUAUGUAUUUUUUUAA